Messenger RNA from Stegodyphus dumicola, 838 nucleotides. Its product is annotated as neprilysin-2-like. Gene Ontology annotation, biological process: protein processing. Gene Ontology annotation, molecular function: metalloendopeptidase activity. The record is from RefSeq and is a predicted model, not a curated record. NCBI's taxonomy places the organism in Eukaryota, Metazoa, Arthropoda, Arachnida, Araneae, Eresidae. Gene Ontology annotation, cellular component: plasma membrane.
CUAACAAAAUCUUUUUCAAUUUGGAUCUGAAGGUAAAGCCUUGCGAUGACUUUUACCGUUUCGCUUGUGGCGGCUGGAUAAAGCGACAUGCCAAAAAGAGGAAAUCAAAUAUUUCUGUCCUUAUCAAAAUGCAACGUGACAUUGAUCUCAAGCUGAAAUAUCUCUUAGAAGAGAAAUUGACUGGAAAAGAACCCUCUUUCAUUAGCAUGGUAAAUGAACUUUAUGAUUCCUGCAUGGAUGAAGAUGCCCUGGAGGAAACGGGAAUCAAGGAUUUCAUGCAGAAUUUGGAGUAUCUUGGGGGUUGGCCUAUGGUAAAUGGAGCCAAUUGGACUCCUGACACUGUUGACUGGAUUGAAGUUCUUAUCAGGAUCCGAAAUCUAGGCAACAAUCACAACAUUUUGAUGAAGUUAUCUGUUACAAUUGACCCUGAUAAUAGCACAGCCCACAUCAUACAAUUGGGAAAGCCAUCGUUUGCCAUACUUGGUAAAUAUUUGCUGCGAAACUUAACUGACAGUGUCAUAAACACAUAUCUCACAUCGAUGACAAUAAUUGCGGAGGUACUGGGAUCAGAACUUUUGCCCGUUGAACAAACUUACAGAGCAAUUAAGUUCGAAAUGGAGCUUGCUAAAAUGUCUUUAUUAAAUAUAGAAGAACGGAAAAAGGAUAUGAAUAAGAAGUACACAGUUAGGCAGCUUAUGGAUGAAGUAAAUAAGAUUGACUGGCUUAGGUACUUCAAUGGAUUACUUAAUAAUGAUAUCUCUGAAAAUGAAAUCGUUCUGGUGCAAGACAUACAUUUCAUGAGGAAAUUGGCCGAUUUCAUGGAAACAGCAGAUAGAAG